UGGUCAAAAACUCCACAAAACCUUUGAAACAUAUCUUAUCUCCAAACAAACAGAGCACUGUACGGCUAGCGGUUUGGGCUCUUAAUAGUUAAUUACUUCAAAAAUCUGCACCCAAUUAUCUCAAUGGCUCGCGUCGCCUCAAGCUCCGUCGGCCUCCAUAGAUUCCGACCCACCUUUCGAACACCUCAAUCUUCCCGGCUCAUGAAGACCACCCGUAUUCACUACCCCAACAAGACCCAUAAACUUCGAGGCAUAGCUUGCUGCCAAACAAAGCCUGACCCAGUCGAGACCUCCUCGUCGGAAAAGUCGGUUGAUGGCAAUACCGAUGCCCAAGCAACAAGUUCCUCCGUGGAGAAUGGUCCUCCGGAAUUCCCAAACAAGGGCAUCAACAAGCAGAUAGCAGUGGUCUCUACUCUCGCUGCGCUGGGGCUUUUCUUGUCGGCCCGACUAGAUUUCGGUGUUUCUUUGAAGGACCUAUCUGCCGCCGCAUUGCCUUACGAAGAGGCUCUUUCAAAUGGGAAGCCCACUGUUGUGGAAUUUUACGCAGAUUGGUGCGAAGUAUGCCGGGAAUUAGCUCCAGAUGUCUACAAAGUUGAGCAACAAUUCAAGGACCGUGUGAAUUUUGUUAUGCUGAAUGUUGACAACACGAAAUGGGAACAGGAGCUUGACGAGUUUGGCGUUGAGGGUAUUCCUCACUUUGCAUUCCUAGAUAGGAAUGGGAAUGAGGAGGGUAAUGUAGUUGGCAGGCUUCCAGGUCGGUACCUGCUUGAGAAUGUGGAUGCCUUAGCACGUGGGGAAGAAUCCAUUCCCCAUGCCCGUGUUGUGGGACAGUAUUCGAGUGCUGAAUCAAGGAAGGCACACCAAGUUGUCGAUCCUCGAAGUCAUGGGUAGACUCAGAUGCUACCUUCCCCUGCGGGAUGCAAACUGUCAAUUCAUCACUGGUAAUGCAUGUAGGAGGUAGUCUCCCAUUUACUCAUUCUAUACACUUUCUAUACUUAUUGUGAACAAGUUUGUAAUGUUAUGGAAAAUAAUCUUUUAUGCA
Messenger RNA from Juglans microcarpa x Juglans regia, 1042 nucleotides. Its product is annotated as thioredoxin-like protein HCF164, chloroplastic. The transcript has 4 exons. Gene Ontology annotation, cellular component: chloroplast thylakoid membrane. The record is from RefSeq and is a predicted model, not a curated record. NCBI's taxonomy places the organism in Eukaryota, Viridiplantae, Streptophyta, Magnoliopsida, Fagales, Juglandaceae. Bases 124 to 891 code for a protein of 255 amino acids. Gene Ontology annotation, biological process: cytochrome b6f complex assembly.